AUGGCGCUGGCCCUGUGGGUUUUCCUUCUGCUGGACUCUGCUUACGUGGUGUCGGCCAACAUCUUCGAAUACCAAGUGGACGCCCAGCCCCUUCGUCCCUGCGAGCUGCAGAGGGACAGAGCCUUUCAGAAGCGAGCGGACUACGUUCCCCAGUGUGCCGAAGACGGCAACUUCCAGACCAUCCAGUGCAGGAGUGACGGCCGCUCCUGCUGGUGUGUGGAUGCCGAUGGCAGGGAGGUGCCUGGCAGCAGGCAGCCUGGGCGGCCUGUGGCGUGUCUGUCCUUCUGCCAGCUUCAGAAGCAGCAAGUCUUGCUGAGUGGCUACCUCAAUGGCACGGCUGCCUCCUACCUCCCUCAGUGUCAGGAUUCGGGGGCGUACGCGCCCGUGCAGUGUGACGUGUGGCGGGAGCAGUGCUGGUGUGUGGACACGGAAGGGAUGGAGGUGUAUGGCACCCGCCAGCUGGGGAGGCCCACAAGGUGUCCAAGAAGCUGUGAGAUAAGAAACCGCCGCCUUCUCCACGGGGUGGGGGACAAGUCGCCACCCCAGUGCUCUCCGGACGGCGGGUUCCUGCCCGUACAGUGCAAGUUCGUCAAUACCACGGACAUGAUGGUUUUCGACCUGGUGAACAGCUACAACAGGUUUCCAGAUGCGUUCGUGACGUUCAGGGCCUUCCGGAGAAGGUUCCCCGAGGUGUCUGGGUACUGCCACUGUGCCGACAGCCAGGGGCGUGAACUGGCUGAGACAGGUGUGGAGCUGUUGCUCGAUGAAAUUUACGACACCAUUUUCGCUGGCCUGGACCUCGCUUCCACCUUCGCCGAAACCACCCUGUACCGGAUAUUGCAGAGACGGUUCCUGGCAGUUCAGCUAGUGCUUUCUGGCAGGUUCCGAUGCCCCACAAAAUGUGAAGUGGAACGGUUUGCAGCAACCAACUUCGGCCACCCCCACGUUCCCAGCUGCCUCCGAAGCGGGGACUAUGAGGCUGCGCAGUGCCAGAGGGAGGGGCCGUGCUGGUGUGUGGAUGCGCAGGGAAAGGAGGUCGCCGGAACUCGGCGGCAGGACCAGCCGCCAUCCUGCGCUGGGGACCAAUCAUGCACCUUGGAGCGGCGGCAGGCCCUGUCCCGACUCCACUUCGGGCCGUCGGGCUCCAUUGGCCCACGCAGCUUCCCCCGGGCUCCUGGGGAAAGGCAGGCCUCUCGGGGAGCAGCUGGCCUGGCCACGCCCUGCCCACCCUGGAUCCAGGAGCUCUUCGUGGACUCUGGGGUCCUCCGCCCCCUGGUCCAAGGGCAGAAUCAGCAGUUCCCGGCCUCAGGGACUCUCCUCAAAGAAGCCAUCCGAAUGCUUUUUCCCUCCCGCGAGCUGGCUCGUCUCGCCCUUCAGUUCACCACCAACCCGAAGCGACUCCAGCAAAACCUCUUUGGAGGGGAGUUUUUGGUGAAUGUUGGCCAGUUUAACUUGUCUGGAGCCCUUGGCACAAGAGGCACCUUUAACUUCAGUCAGUUUUUCCAGCAACUUGGUCUCCCAGGCUUCCGGAACCGGGGAGGACUUGUUGAUUGGGCCACACCCCUCCCUGUGGGGUUGGAUUUGAGUUCUGCCCCGGAGACCCCUGGAGCCACUCAGGAGGGUGGUGCUAUGAAUAAGCCAGUUGUGGGCAGCUUUGGCUUUGAAGUUGACUUACAAGAGAACCAAAAUGCCCUGAGAUCCCUUGCUACUCUCCUGGACCUUCCUGAGUUCCUCCUCUUCCUGCGACAUGCGAUUUCUGUGCCUGAAGACACAGCCAGGGAUUUAGGCGACGUGGUGGAAAUGGUGCUCAGCUCCCAGGGCUGUGAGCAGGUGCCUGGCAGCCUUUUUGUCCCGUCCUGCACGGCAGAGGGAAGCUACGAGGACGUCCAGUGUUAUGCCGGGGAGUGCUGGUGUGUGGACUCCUGGGGCAGGGAGCUGCCCGGCUCGAGGGUCAGAGGCGGGCGGCCCAGGUGCCCCACGGAGUGUGAAAAGCAAAGGGCUCGGAUGCAGAGCCUCUCGCGCAGCCAGCCUGUGGGGUCCAGCCUGUUUGUGCCUUCUUGUACCAGCCAGGGGAACUUCUUGCCUGUCCAGUGCUUCGACUCCAUGUGCUACUGUGUGGACACCGAGGGCCAGGCCAUCCCCGGAACUCAGAGUGGACCUGGGCAAGCCAUGCAAUGCCCCACACCCUGUCAGUUGCAGGCCGAGCAAGCCUUCCUCCGGGCCGUGCGGGCCCUGGCCUCCAAUUCCAGCAAGCCCUCCGCCCUCUCCGAUAUCUACACCCCCCAGUGCGGUGCCCGCGGGCAGUGGCGCCAGGUGCAAUGCGACGGACCCCCGGAGCAGGCCUUCGAGUGGUACGAACGGUGGAGGGCUCACAACAGUGCCAGCCAGGAGCCGGCCGGUACCGAACUGCUCAUGAAGCUCACGAGCUACCGAGAGGCAGCUUCCAAAGGCUUCCAUCUCUUUCUUCAAAGUCUGUAUGAGGCGGGCCAGCAGGGCAUCUUCCCGGAGUUGGCGAGAUACCCUUCUCUCCAAGAUGUCCCGCUGGCAGUGUUGGAAGGGAACCGGACGCAGCCCGGAGGGGGUGUCUUCCUGGAGCCCUACCUCUUCUGGCAGAUGCUCAGCGGCCAGCUCAGCCGGUACCCAGGGCCCUACUCAGACUUCAGCGCCCCUCUGGCACACUUUGACCUUCGGACCUGCUGGUGUGUGGACGAAGCUGGUCAGGAGCUGGAAGGAACCCGGACGGAGCCAAGCAAGGUCCCAGCGUGUCCUGGCUCUUGUGAAGAAGCGAGGCUUCGGGCCCUGCGGUUCCUUAAGGACGCAGAAGAGGUGGUCUCGGCUUCCGACAACUCUUCGUUCCCUCUGGGGGAGAGUUUCCUAGCGGCCAAGGGCGUCCGGCUGACCAAUGAGGAGCUUGCCCUUCCUCCACUCUCCCCACCCCGGGACACCUUCGUGGAGCGGUUUCUGAGUGGGGGCGACUACGCCUGGCGUCUGGCAGCCCAGUCCACCUUCGACUUCUAUGAGAGCCGCCGCCUCUCCCCGGGGGACUCCUCUCCAGUGUCCCUUCCUCGGCCCAGCCCCUAUGUGCCCCGGUGCGACGCCUCUGGAGGCUGGGAGCCCGUACAGUGCCACGCGGGGACUGGGUACUGCUGGUGUGUGGAUGGGAAGGGGCAGUACGUCCCCGCCUCGCUGACAGCCCGCUCCCCCGAGGCCCCGAAGUGCCCCACCACCUGUGAGAGAUCUCGAGCUAGCGCGCUGCUUUCCGGUUGGAAACAGGCUGGAUCCCAAGGAGAUCCUUCGCCAAGAGACCUCUUCAUCCCAGCCUGCCUGGAGACAGGAGAGUUUGCCAGGCUGCAGGUGUCGGAGGCUGGCGUCUGGUGUGUGGACCAGGCCUCUGGGGAGGGCACCGUGCCCAGCACAAACGGCAGUGCCCAGUGCCUGGGCCUCUGCGACUCACUCCAGACCGGUGUCCUCUCCAGGAGAGUUGGUCCAGGCGACACCCUGGCCUGUGGGGCAGGGGACGGAGGCCUUUACCCUGUGCAGUGUGAUCCGGCCCAGGGCAGCUGCUGGUGUGUCCUGGGCAGCGGAGAGGAGGUGCCUGGGACCCGCGUGGCUGGGAGCCAGCCGGCCUGUGAGAGCCCGCAGUGCCCGCUGCCGUUCAAUGCAUCGGACGUGGCUGAUGGAGUGGUCCUGUGUGAGCGAGCCUCCGGCCCAGAAGGGGCUGCCGUCCAGCUGUGCCAGCUGCUGUGCCGCCAGGGCUCCCAGAGUGUGUUCCCAGCAGGGCCACUGGUGUGUAGCCCCGAGAGGAGACGCUGGCUGUCCCAACCGCCUCAUCCCCGGGCCUGCCAGCGGCUGCAGCUGUGGCAGGCCCUGCAGACCCAGGCACAGUUCCAGCUCCGGCUCCCGCCGGGCAAGAUGUGCAGUGCGGACUAUGCGGGCUUGCUGUUGGCGUUCCAGGUCUUCAUCCUAGAUGAGCUCACAGCCCGAGGCUUCUGCCAGAUCCAGGUGCCGACUUUCGGGACCCCCAUUUCCAUUCCCGUCUGCGACGACUCUGCGGUGAGGGUGGAAUGUCUGACCAGGGAGCGUUUAGGAGUGAACGUCACGUGGAAAUUGCGAUUGGAGGAUGUCCCAUCAGCCUCUCUGCCUGAUCUGCACGACGUUGAGGAAGCCUUAGUGGGCAAGGCUCUGGCUGGGCGCUUCGCAGACCUGAUCCAAAGUGGGAUGUUCCAGCUCCAUCUGGAUUCCAAGACGUUCCCCGCAGACACCUCCGUUCGCUUCCUCCAAGGGGACGGCUUUGGCACCUCUCCCAGGGCACAAUAUGGGUGCUUGGAAGGAUUCCACCUCCUCUCAGCCACCAGCAAUGCUACUCAGGACCCACUGGGGUGCGUCAAGUGCCCCGAAGGAAGCCAUUUUCAGGAGGAGCAGUGCGUUCCCUGUCCUGUGGGGUUCUACCAGGAGUGGGCGGGGAGCCUGACCUGUGUCCCAUGUCCCAGGGGCAGAACGACCGUUUUGGCCGGAGCUUUCCUUCAGACCCACUGUGUCACCGACUGUCAGAGGAAUGAGAUGGGCCUGCAGUGUGACCAAGAUGGCCAGUACCAAGCCAGUCAGAGGGACAGGGACAGUGGGAAGGCCUUCUGUGUGGACGACGAGGGGCGGAGGCUGCCGUGGUCAGAAACAGAGGCCCCGCUCACGGAUGCCCAGUGUCUGAUGAUGCAGAAAUUUGAGCAGGUUCCCGGAUCUAAGGUGAUGUUCAGUGCUGACGUGGCCACGGGCGUCAGGUCCAAGGUUCCUGGUUCUGAAUCCCCGCUGGCACAGUGCUUGGCAGACUGUGCUUCAGAUGAGUCCUGCAGCUUCCUCACGGUGUCCGUGGUGGGACCAGAUGUCACAUGUGACUUCUAUGCUUGGACCAGUGACAGCAUCGCCUGCACAGCUUCUGGUCAGCUGGAAGAUGCACUGGGGAACUCGCAGGCCACGGGCUUCGGCGGGCUCAGCUGCCGGGUGAAAGUGAGGCGCCAGGAUUGGGACUCGCUGGCUGUGUAUCUGAAGAAGGGCCAAGAAUUCACCACAAGGAGUCAGAAAAUCUUCGAACCAACUGGUUUCCAGAACACGCUCUCCGGAAUGUACAGCCCCGUGGUGUUCGCAGCCUCAGGGGCCAGUCUGACGGAGGCUCAUCUCUUCUGCUUUCUUGCAUGUGACCGUGACGCGUGCUGUGACGGCUUCAUCCUCACGCAAGUCCGCGAAGGUCCCAUCAUCUGUGGGCUGCUUGGCUCCCCCGACAUCCUGCUUUGCAACAUCAAAGACUGGAGGGACCCCUCCAAGGCCAAGGCGAAUGCCACCUGUCCUGGUGUGACAUAUGACCAGGGGAGCCGCCAGGUGAUGUUGCGUCUGGGAGGCCAGGAGUUCAAGAGUCUUUCGCCCCUGGAAGGGACUCGGGACUCCUGGACCAGUUUCCAGCAGGUUUACCUCUGGAAAGAUUCUGAUGUGGGGUCUCGGCCUGAGUCUGUGGGAUGUAGAAGGGACAUGGAACCAAGGUCAACAUCGCCAACAGAAACAGACGCGGCAGCAGAGCUCUUCGCGCCUGUGGACCUUAGCUCGGUUGCUGUCGGUGGGGACAGACCCCUGCCCAGCCAGCGGCACUGGCUUUUCAAACCCCCAUUUUCACCGCAGCAGGCAAACCUGUGGUGCCUGUCUCGCUGUGCCCAGGAGUCCUCUUUCUGCCGGCUGGCGGAGAUAAGGGACAGCGCCUCCUACUUCACCUGUACCCUCUACCCAGAGGCCCAGGAGUGUGACGACGUCCUGGAGUCAAGUCCCAUGGGCUGCAGACUCCUCCUGCCCCACCGGCCAAGUGCCCUGUUCCGGAAGAAAGUUGUGCUGCAAGAUAAAGUGAAGAAUUUUUACACCCGCCUGCCAUUCCGAAAGCUGACGGGGAUUUCCAUCCGAAACAAGGUGCCCAUGUCUGCCAAGCCCAUUUCCAAUGGGUUCUUCGAGUGUGAACGACUGUGUGACCUGGACCCCUGCUGCACUGGCUUUGGCUUUCUCAAUGUCUCCCAGUCAAAAGGUGGAGAGGUGACCUGCCUAACUCUGAACAGCUUGGGACUGCAGACCUGCAGUGAGGAAAACGGAGGCACCUGGCGCAUCUGGGACUGCGGCCCUCCCGACACCGAGGUCCGCACCUAUCCCUUCGGAUGGUACCAGAAGCCUGUUGCUCCAUAUGAUGCUCCCAGUUUUUGCCCUUCUGUGGUUCUGCCUUCCCCCGCAGAGAAAGUUGCCCUGGACUCGUGGCAGACCCUGGCCCUCUCUUCAGUAGCCAUUGACCCGUCCAUGAGGACCUUUGAUGUUGCCCACAUCAGCACGGCUGCCAUCAGUGACUUCUCUGCUGCCCGAGACCUCUGUUUGCUGGAGUGUUCCCGUCACCAAGCCUGCCUGGUCACCACUUUGCAGACCCGACCUGGUGCUCUGAGGUGUAUGUUCUACGCCGAUGCCCAGAUCUGCACACACAGCUUGCAGGCCCAGUACUGCCAACUUCUGCUCCGCGAAGAGGCCACCUACGUCUACCGGAAGCAGAACAUCUCUCUGCUCGGCUCUGGGGCAUCUGUACCUUCUGUGACCAUCGCCCCCCACGGCCAGCUGCUGGGCAGGUCCCAGGCCAUCCAGGUGGGCACUUCGUGGAAGCAAGUGGACCAGUUCCUGGGAGUGCCAUACGCUGCCCCACCCCUGGCAAAAAGCCGCUUCAAGCCACCAGAGCCCUUGAACUGGACAGGGUCCUGGGCUGCCACCCAGCCACAGGCCAGCUGCUGGCAGCCAGGAAUCAGAGCACCCACCUCAUCUGGAGUCAGCGAGGACUGCUUGUACCUCAACGUGUUUGUCCCUCAGAACACGGCCCCCAACGCAUCUGUACUGGUGUUCUUCCACAACACCGUGGAGAGUCGGGGUGGCAAGGGGGGCCUGGUCCUCGAUGGCUCCUUCCUGGCUGCUGUUGGCGACCUCAUCGUGGUUACUGCUGGCUACCGCGUGGGCGUCUUUGGCUUCCUGAGUUCUGGGUCCGAGGAGGUGAGUGGCAACUGGGGGCUGCUGGACCAGGUGGCGGCUCUGGCCUGGGUACAGACCUACAUCGGCGCGUUUGGCGGGGACCCCCGGCGCGUGGCUGUGGCAGCCGACCGCGGCGGAGCUGACAUCGCUGGCAUCCACCUCCUAAGCACCGGGGCUGGCAGCUCCGGAAGAGUCCGGAGAGCCGUGCUGAUGGGCGGCUCCCCGCUCUCCCCCGCCGCUGUCAUCAGCCAGGAGACGGCUCAGCGGCAGGCUGUUGCUUUGGCAAAGGAGGUCAGCUGCCCCACCUCGUCUACCCAGGAAAUGGCGUCCUGCCUCCGUCAGAAGCCCGCCGAUGUCCUCAAUGACGCCCAGACCAAGCUGCUGGCCGUGAGCGGCCCUUUCCACUACUGGGGUCCCGUGGUCGACGGCCAGUCCCUCCGAGAGGCUCCGGCCAGAGCACUGCAGAGGGCUCCGCAGGCGAAGGUCGAUCUGCUCAUUGGGAGCUCUCAGGACGACGGACUCAUCAGCAGAGCGAGGGCUGUGAAGCAAUUUGAGGAAAGUCAAGGCCGGACCAGUAGCAAAACAGCCUUUUACCAGGCGCUGCAGAACUCGCUGGGCGGGGAAGGCGGGGACCCCAGCGUGCGGGCUGCCGCCACCUGGUAUUACUCCCUGGAGCACUCCGCUGACGACUACGCCUCCUUCUCCCGGGCCCUGGAGAAUGCCACCCGGGACUACUUCAUCACCUGCCCCGUGAUCGACAUGGCCAGCCUCUGGGCAAGGACGGCCCGAGGGAACGUCUUCAUGUACCACGCCCCCGAAAGCUACGGCCGUGACAGCCUGGAACCGCUGGCUGACGUUCAGUACGCCUUCGGACUGCCCUUUCACCCUGCCUACGAGGGGCAGUUUACCCGGGAGGAGAAGGCCACGUCCCUGAAGGUCAUGCAGUACUUUUCCAACUUCGUCCGAUCCGGAAAUCCCAACUACCCUCACGAGUUCUCGAGGAAAGCGCCUGAGUUUGCAGUCCCCUGGCCUGACUUUGUCCCUGGUGCCGACGGCGAGAACUACAAGGAGUUCAGUGCCCUGCUCCCCAAUCGCCGGGGCCUGAAAAGGGCCGACUGCUCGUUCUGGUCCAAGUACAUCAGGUCCCUGAAGGCACCUGCAGAUGAAGCCAAGGAUGGGCUGGCCACACGCGGUGAAGAGGAGGGGCAGCCGGCCGGCUCUGGCCUGAGAGAAGACCUCCUGGACCUCCCAGCUCCAGGCUCCCAGAGCUACAGCAAGUGACCGGCCCCUGACGCCCCCACCCACCCCACCGACCCCCCACCAGCCUGCCACCCUUGGCACCUCCUUGUCUAA
This is a messenger RNA of Artibeus jamaicensis (Jamaican fruit-eating bat), 8379 nucleotides long. RefSeq names its product thyroglobulin (gene TG). Lineage: Eukaryota; Metazoa; Chordata; Mammalia; Chiroptera; Phyllostomidae. The transcript is spliced from 48 exons. The record is from RefSeq and is a predicted model, not a curated record. The coding region runs from base 1 to 8307 and encodes 2768 amino acids. Gene Ontology annotation, biological process: thyroid hormone generation.